Ciona intestinalis (vase tunicate) is the source of this 1333-nucleotide messenger RNA. RefSeq names its product zinc finger (RING/C2H2)-1 (gene zf(ring/c2h2)-1). Lineage: Eukaryota; Metazoa; Chordata; Ascidiacea; Phlebobranchia; Cionidae. The record is from RefSeq and is a predicted model, not a curated record. Gene Ontology annotation, molecular function: ubiquitin protein ligase activity. Gene Ontology annotation, biological process: regulation of cell adhesion; protein ubiquitination.
UCACAAUAAACUAAUUAAGUUUUCCAAAUAUUUUUUAGCCUGGAAAACAUCAGCCAGACGCAUAAAGCACUUUAUAGGACGUAAGUUGAUUUUAAUCUCUGCAUUUAAAUCAAAAAUGGACGAUAACCACAUGCAAAGAAAACGAAGACACAAAGACAGUUACGGAUCAGAUCGUUAUAAGAAGCAUACCAACAAAGAUGAAAGAAACUGGAGGCCUAAUAAUUACAUGGAUGAGAAUAGAUAUGGGAGGAAUAUGCAAAGCUCGAAUAGUCAUCAUAGAGAUAAAUCACAUGAUUGGGAUAUACAGGUUCAUUUGAUUGGCAAAAAAGUAAGAGACCCAAUGAUUCACGUCUGUGAGACAUGUUCUUUACCAAUACGUAGCUAUGGAAGAAUGAUACCUUGCAAACAUGUAUUCUGCUUUUCUUGUGCAAAGAAAACUGAUAACAAUUGCCCAAGAUGCAAGGACAGUGUGCAGAGGAUUGAGCAGUGCCCUCUUGGAAGUGUAUGGCUGUGUUCUUUAACAAAUGGAUGCAGGAGAACUUACUUAUCCAAGCGAGACCUACAAGCUCAUGUGCAGCACCGCCACAGUAAAAUCCCCCCAACCCCAAUCAUCCCCCCUCCCCAUCCACUUGUAAUGCCCCCAGUAAAUGUGGGUCGCCCGCCCCCUAUCACAGUACCCCCGCCACAACUGAUAAUGCCUGCUAGUUCAGUGAACCUAACUAGACCAGCUGUAUCAAUUCCCCAUGCAGUAAUUGCACAGCAGAAAGAACCCGUGGCCAUUCCACGCUCAAGUAACUUGAUAACUAUCCAAAUACAGGACAAUCAAAACCAACCGCCGAGACUGCCCAACCAGCCACAAGGUUUUCAACCGAACCAGUGACAAUUUUGGCAAUAAAAUUAAAUACUGUAUUAAACACAUUAAACACUUAGUCUUGUUAUUGGGAGAUUUGACUAUGAUAAUUUUUAUCGUAGUUGUUGUGUGCAACAAAACAUUGCCGGGUGUAUAAUAUUUCUUAUGAAUUAUGAAUAUAUUUCCGCUGUUACUACAAGACGUUUUUUGCUACCCAAACUUUUAUUGACACAAAAGUCUAGACUUUUACAGAUAUUUGAUAAAAGGGUGUCACUUUCCCGAUAUUAUAAAAGGACUCUCCGCAUAGCAAAAAACAAGUAUACAUCCACCAUUUUUAUUUAUGCUACUAUUUAAAAAUGAAUUCAUGCAGAACAAUCAUUGUACACUUCAACUUCAUUGUUUUAUAUACAAAUUCACUCCAUUUUCUGUCAAAAACUUACCAACUUACAAGUUAAUAAACUGUUAUAAUGUGUCUCUUUUAAG